This is a messenger RNA of Cylas formicarius (sweet potato weevil), 8368 nucleotides long. It is a transcript of the gene Prp8, whose product is annotated as pre-mRNA-processing-splicing factor 8. Lineage: Eukaryota; Metazoa; Arthropoda; Insecta; Coleoptera; Brentidae. The coding region runs from base 124 to 7221 and encodes 2365 amino acids. Gene Ontology annotation, molecular function: U1 snRNA binding; U5 snRNA binding; pre-mRNA intronic binding. The record is from RefSeq and is a predicted model, not a curated record. The transcript has 29 exons. Gene Ontology annotation, cellular component: U5 snRNP; catalytic step 2 spliceosome. Gene Ontology annotation, biological process: mRNA splicing, via spliceosome; spliceosomal tri-snRNP complex assembly.
CUGUGACUCACUUUUAUCUAUGUGUGACUGUCAUAAAAUGUGCGUUGUUUAACAUUGAUAGCUUUUAAAUAGAAGCAUCAAUGUAAAAACCAUUGUCAAAGUUGAAAAUAAUCCGCUGCGAAUAUGUCUAUUCCGCCGUAUAUUUUGGGGCCCAAUCCCUGGGCCACCAUGAUGGCACAACAACAUUUGGCGGCGGCGGCUCACGCUCAGGCACAAGCGGCAGCCGCUCAGGCUCACGCUCACGCUUUACAGCAACAGAUGCCACCACCCCAUCCUAAACCCGAUGUAAUUACAGAAGACAAACUUCAGGAAAAGGCCCAAAAAUGGCAUCAAUUGCAGUCAAAACGGUUUGCUGAUAAACGGAAGCUAGGUUUUGUUGAGGCACAGAAGGAGGAUAUGCCUCCAGAACAUAUCAGAAAAAUUAUUAGGGACCAUGGAGAUAUGAGCAGCCGCAAAUAUAGACAUGAUAAAAGAGUAUAUCUGGGAGCACUGAAGUAUAUGCCUCACGCAGUCAUGAAACUCUUAGAGAACAUGCCUAUGCCUUGGGAACAAAUUAGAGAUGUGAAAGUAUUAUACCAUAUAACAGGGGCAAUAACCUUUGUUAACGAAAUACCCUGGGUGAUUGAACCAGUAUAUAUUGCUCAGUGGGGGACUAUGUGGAUAAUGAUGAGGAGGGAGAAACGAGAUCGUCGGCAUUUCAAAAGAAUGCGUUUUCCUCCUUUUGAUGAUGAAGAACCACCCCUUGAUUAUGCAGAUAAUGUUUUAGAUGUUGAACCUCUGGAAGCUAUCCAAAUAGAGCUAGAUGCUGAUGAAGAUUCAGCUAUAGCAAAGUGGUUUUAUGAUUACAAACCCCUUGUUGGAACAAAAUAUGUUAAUGGAUCCACCUACAGAAAGUGGAAUUUAACUUUACCAAUGAUGGCAACCUUGUAUAGGUUAGCUAAUCAGUUGCUAACAGACUUGGUUGAUUACAAUUAUUUUUAUUUGUUUGACACAAAAAGUUUUUUUACCGCCAAAGCAUUAAACAUGGCCAUUCCUGGAGGUCCAAAAUUUGAGCCCUUGAUUAAAGACAUGAACCCAGCAGAUGAAGACUGGAAUGAAUUUAACGAUAUAAACAAGAUUAUUAUAAGGCAACCUAUCCGUACAGAAUACAGGAUAGCAUUUCCCUAUUUAUAUAACAAUAUGCCUCAUUUUGUGCACCUUUCUUGGUAUCAUGCACCAAAUGUUGUUUACAUUAAAACUGAGGAUCCGGACUUGCCAGCAUUCUAUUUUGAUCCUCUUAUCAAUCCCAUAUCGCAUCGACAUGCGGUAAAGAGUUUGGAACCACUUCCAGAAGACGAUGAGGAGUAUAUUUUGCCAGAAAUCGUACAACCAUUUCUGCAAGAAACUCCUCUUUACACGGAUAAUACAGCAAAUGGUAUAGCUCUGCUCUGGGCACCGCGACCGUUUAAUUUACGAUCAGGACGGUCGAGAAGGGCUAUAGAUGUACCUUUAGUAAAAUGCUGGUAUAUGGAGCAUUGCCCUCCUGGGCAGCCCGUUAAAGUACGAGUAAGUUACCAGAAGUUACUCAAAUAUUACGUGCUUAACGCUUUGAAACAUAGACCUCCAAAACCGCAAAAGAAGAGGUACCUAUUUAGGUCUUUCAAAUCCACUAAGUUCUUUCAAACGACUACACUGGAUUGGGUUGAAGCUGGGUUGCAAGUAUGCCGGCAAGGUUACAACAUGCUAAAUCUGUUGAUACACAGAAAAAAUUUGAAUUACUUACAUUUGGAUUAUAAUUUUAAUUUGAAACCAGUAAAAACUCUAACUACUAAGGAACGUAAGAAGUCUCGAUUUGGAAAUGCGUUCCAUUUGUGUAGAGAGAUAUUGCGUCUUACAAAACUGAUUAUUGAUUCCCAUGUUCAGUACAGACUAAACAAUGUUGACGCCUUUCAACUUGCCGACGGUCUGCAAUAUAUAUUUGCUCAUGUCGGUCAAUUAACUGGAAUGUACCGGUACAAGUACAAGCUAAUGAGGCAAAUCAGGAUGUGUAAAGAUUUAAAACAUCUUGUUUACUAUAGAUUCAAUACGGGUCCUGUCGGCAAAGGUCCCGGUUGCGGUUUCUGGGCACCCGGAUGGCGGGUGUGGCUUUUCUUCAUGCGGGGUAUCACCCCUUUGUUGGAAAGAUGGCUUGGCAAUCUCCUUUCGCGUCAGUUUGAAGGUCGACACUCCAAAGGUGUAGCAAAAACUGUUACCAAGCAACGGGUUGAGUCGCAUUUUGACCUUGAGUUGCGCGCCUCUGUAAUGCAUGACAUCGUCGACAUGAUGCCCGAGGGCAUCAAGCAAAAUAAAGCGCGAACCAUUUUGCAACACCUCUCUGAAGCUUGGAGGUGUUGGAAGGCCAAUAUACCCUGGAAGGUUCCAGGAUUACCUAUCCCUAUAGAAAACAUGAUACUUCGUUACGUGAAAAUGAAGGCCGAUUGGUGGACUAAUACGGCUCACUAUAAUAGGGAGAGAAUUCGUAGGGGUGCCACAGUUGAUAAAACCGUUUGCAAGAAGAAUUUGGGCCGUCUAACCAGGCUUUAUCUUAAAGCCGAACAGGAAAGGCAGCAUAAUUAUUUGAAGGACGGUCCCUAUAUCUCUCCUGAAGAGGCCGUAGCCAUAUACACCACUACUGUGCACUGGUUGGAAUCCAGAAGAUUUGCGCCUAUACCUUUCCCGCCAUUAUCUUACAAGCAUGACACGAAGCUGUUAAUUCUCGCUUUGGAAAGAUUGAAAGAGGCUUACAGUGUAAAGUCGCGUCUUAACCAGAGUCAGAGGGAGGAACUAGGACUCAUUGAACAGGCUUAUGAUAAUCCCCACGAGGCUCUAUCUAGGAUUAAAAGACAUUUGCUAACGCAGAGAGCUUUCAAAGAGGUGGGAAUUGAAUUCAUGGACCUCUACAGCCAUUUAAUCCCCGUAUACGACGUGGAACCUUUGGAAAAAAUUACCGACGCGUACUUGGAUCAGUAUCUUUGGUAUGAAGCGGACAAACGGCGCCUGUUUCCGCCCUGGAUCAAGCCCGCCGACACCGAACCGCCCCCACUGUUGGUUUAUAAAUGGUGUCAAGGUAUAAAUAAUCUGCAAGACGUCUGGGAUGUCAACGAGGGCGAAUGCAACGUCCUUUUGGAGUCGCGCUUCGAGAAGUUGUAUGAGAAGAUUGAUUUAACUUUGCUCAACCGACUGUUACGUCUGAUCGUCGAUCACAACAUUGCCGAUUACAUGACGGCCAAGAACAACGUCGUCAUAAACUACAAGGACAUGAACCACACCAACAGUUACGGCAUAAUUAGGGGUCUGCAGUUCGCCUCCUUCAUUACCCAGUACUAUGGCUUGGUGCUGGACUUGCUCAUUUUGGGUUUGCAAAGGGCGAGUGAGAUGGCGGGACCGCCGCAGAUGCCGAACGACUUCCUGACCUUUCAGGAUGUGCAAACAGAAACCUGCCACCCGAUCAGGCUUUAUUGCAGAUACGUCGACAAAAUCCAUAUGUUUUUCAGAUUCACCGCAGAAGAGGCCAAAGAUCUUAUCCAGAGGUAUUUGACCGAACAUCCCGAUCCUAAUAAUGAGAACAUCGUCGGCUACAAUAACAAGAAAUGUUGGCCAAGGGACGCGCGAAUGCGACUGAUGAAACACGAUGUCAAUUUGGGCCGAGCAGUUUUCUGGGACAUCAAAAAUCGUCUUCCGCGAUCAGUGACUACCAUCCAAUGGGAAAACAGCUUUAUCAGUGUCUACUCUAAAGACAAUCCCAACCUGCUGUUCAAUAUGUGCGGUUUCGAGUGUAGAAUCUUGCCCAAAUGCCGCACACAACACGAAGAGUUCACUCAUAGGGACGGUGUUUGGAAUUUGCAGCACGAGGGCAGCAAAGAAAGGACUGCUCAGUGCUUCUUGAGGGUCGAUGACGAAUCGAUGAGCCGUUUCCACAACAGAGUCAGACAGAUUUUGAUGGCGUCUGGGUCCACGACGUUUACUAAAAUUGUAAACAAGUGGAAUACUGCGCUUAUCGGUUUGAUGACAUACUUUAGAGAGGCUGUGGUUAAUACCCAAGAAUUGCUGGACCUGUUGGUGAAGUGCGAAAAUAAGAUCCAAACCAGGAUUAAAAUUGGUUUGAAUUCAAAAAUGCCUAGUCGAUUUCCACCGGUAGUGUUUUACACUCCGAAAGAGUUAGGCGGACUGGGUAUGCUUUCUAUGGGUCACGUUUUAAUCCCGCAGUCAGAUUUAAGGUGGUCAAAACAGACGGACGUGGGAAUUACCCAUUUCCGUUCGGGUAUGAGUCACGACGAGGAUCAGUUGAUCCCAAACUUGUACCGUUAUAUCCAACCCUGGGAGUCCGAGUUUAUCGAUUCGCAGCGAGUGUGGGCGGAGUAUGCAUUAAAAAGACAGGAAGCCAACGCCCAAAACAGAAGGCUUACCCUGGAAGAUUUGGAAGAUUCCUGGGAUAGAGGCAUACCGAGAAUCAACACUUUAUUCCAGAAAGAUAGACACACGUUGGCCUACGAUAAAGGGUGGCGAAUAAGGACGGAAUUUAAGCAAUAUCAAGUUCUUAAACAGAAUCCGUUCUGGUGGACUCACCAGAGGCACGACGGGAAAUUGUGGAAUUUAAACAAUUACCGUACCGACAUGAUUCAAGCUUUGGGAGGCGUAGAAGGUAUCCUGGAGCACACCCUAUUCAAAGGAACAUACUUCCCAACUUGGGAAGGUCUUUUCUGGGAGAAGGCAUCUGGUUUCGAAGAAUCGAUGAAAUACAAGAAGCUGACGAACGCCCAGAGAUCAGGUCUGAACCAAAUUCCGAACCGUCGAUUUACGUUGUGGUGGUCCCCGACUAUAAACAGAGCGAACGUGUACGUCGGUUUCCAAGUACAACUCGACUUGACCGGUAUUUUUAUGCACGGCAAAAUUCCCACUUUGAAAAUUUCCCUGAUUCAAAUCUUCAGAGCUCAUUUGUGGCAAAAGGUGCACGAGUCUAUCGUUAUGGACCUUUGUCAGGUAUUCGAUCAAGAGUUAGACGCUCUGGAAAUUGAAACGGUGCAAAAAGAAACUAUCCAUCCCAGGAAGUCGUAUAAGAUGAACUCUUCCUGUGCCGACAUCUUACUUUUCUCAGCUUAUAAGUGGAACGUGUCCAGACCCUCGCUCCUUGCAGACACAAAGGACACGAUGGACAACACAACCACACAAAAAUACUGGAUCGAUGUCCAAUUAAGGUGGGGAGACUACGAUUCCCACGAUGUUGAACGAUAUGCGAGGUCGAAGUUUCUGGACUACACUACCGACAAUAUGUCUAUCUAUCCCUCUCCAACUGGAGUGUUGAUAGCUAUCGAUUUAGCUUAUAAUCUGCACAGUGCUUAUGGCAACUGGUUCCCGGGAUGCAAGCCUCUUAUUCAGCAAGCCAUGGCAAAAAUAAUGAAGGCCAAUCCUGCUUUAUACGUGUUGAGGGAACGUAUCCGAAAGGCUUUGCAGCUGUACUCGAGCGAACCUACUGAACCUUACCUCUCCAGUCAGAAUUACGGCGAACUAUUUUCCAACCAAAUUAUUUGGUUCGUGGACGACACAAACGUGUACCGGGUCACCAUACACAAAACGUUUGAGGGCAAUUUGACGACCAAACCUAUAAACGGUGCUAUUUUUAUAUUCAAUCCCCGUACCGGACAGCUGUUUUUGAAAAUAAUUCACACUUCUGUGUGGGCGGGACAGAAACGUUUGGGACAACUCGCCAAAUGGAAAACCGCCGAGGAAGUGGCGGCUUUGAUCCGUUCGCUUCCGGUAGAAGAGCAGCCGAAACAAAUUAUCGUGACGCGAAAGGGCAUGCUGGAUCCCCUGGAAGUACAUCUUCUUGACUUUCCAAAUAUAGUGAUUAAAGGUUCCGAGUUGCAAUUGCCGUUCCAAGCGUGCUUGAAGAUCGAAAAAUUCGGCGAUCUCAUUCUAAAGGCCACAGAGCCUCAGAUGGUUUUGUUCAAUUUGUACGAUGAUUGGUUAAAAACGAUCUCGUCCUACACCGCGUUUUCGAGGUUGAUUUUGAUAUUGAGAGCCCUGCACGUCAACACAGAAAGGACCAAGGUCAUACUAAAACCCGACAAAACCACCAUCACGGAGCCUCAUCACAUCUGGCCGACUUUAUCCGACGACGAGUGGAUCAAAGUGGAAGUUCAGCUAAAAGAUUUAAUUUUAGCCGAUUAUGGAAAGAAAAACAACGUCAAUGUCGCCUCUCUGACUCAGUCGGAAAUAAGAGACAUUAUUCUGGGAAUGGAGAUAAGCGCGCCGUCCGCUCAGAGACAGCAGAUUGCGGAAAUUGAAAAGCAGACGAAAGAGCAAUCACAGCUGACUGCCACCACCACCCGAACUGUCAACAAGCACGGCGACGAGAUAAUAACAAGCACUACUAGCAACUAUGAAACCCAGACGUUCAGUUCCAAGACCGAAUGGAGGGUCAGAGCCAUUUCCGCCACCAACUUACAUCUUAGGACAAACCAUAUUUAUGUCAGCUCUGACGAUAUCAAGGAAACAGGCUACACCUACAUUUUACCAAAGAAUGUCUUGAAGAAAUUCGUCACAAUUUCGGAUUUGCGCGCCCAAAUUUGUGCUUUCCUUUAUGGGGUAAGCCCGUCGGACAAUCCGCAAGUCAAGGAGCUUCGGUGUUUGGUGCUGCCGCCGCAGUGGGGUACCCACCAAACGGUACACUUGCCAAACACCCCGCCAAACCAUCCGUUUCUGAAAGACAUGGAGCCGCUGGGUUGGAUCCACACUCAACCUAACGAAUUGCCUCAGCUCAGCCCGCAAGAUAUCACUACCCACGCCAAGCUGAUGACAGACAAUCCCGCAUGGGACGGAGAGAAAACUAUUAUAAUAACCUGCUCAUUUACUCCAGGUUCUUGUUCGUUGACGGCCUACAAACUGACACCGUCCGGUUUUGAGUGGGGCAGGCAGAAUACAGACAAGGGCAACAAUCCCAAGGGUUAUUUGCCCAGUCACUACGAGAAGGUGCAGAUGUUGCUGUCAGAUAGGUUUACAGGAUUCUUUAUGGUUCCGUCCCAGGGACCUUGGAAUUACAACUUCAUGGGUGUGAGACACGAUCCCAGUAUGAAGUACGAGCUUCAGUUAGCGAACCCCAAAGAGUUUUAUCACGAGGUUCAUAGACCCGCACAUUUCUUAAAUUUCUCCUCCUUAGAAGACGGUGACGGCGCGGGAGCGGACGGGGAGAAUUCUUUUGCUUAAGUAAGCUUUUUUUUUUUCAUUUAUGUAUAUAGUUUCGUUUUUGUAUUGUCGCGGAACAACAAUAAACGAGUUUCAACAUAGAAAAAAAAUAUUUAUUUGACGUGUGGUGUGGGAAGCGUGGGUAUCUAAGCGUGAGUCGGACAAAAAAAAGUUUCUUCAAUACUCUAUAAAAAAUUGGGCGGCAAUGGUGCUCAUAAAUGUGAGAGAAUGGUUUUUCUUUCACCAAUUGUUAAUUGCAUAGGGACACCUAUAAAUGACGCCAAACGGAAAGAGGUAGAAGACGUGAUGUAAUGUAAGUAUUAAACCCAGAAAUUUAAAACCUUAGUAACAACUUAUUAUUGCAAGUUGUGGGAACAUAACCUCACUUGCAAUAUAUAGGAUACAAAAUAAAAUAGACCAUUAAGUAUGAUCGAUAAUAUUUUUAGUGUGACAAAAAAUUUAUUUUAAUUUUAAUAGUCUCCAUACUAUGAGCAAAACCCAGAACAACCACGAGUAAACAAAACCCCACUUGGGCGCCAAAACAUUAUAACCUCAAUGAUCUCAGAAUAACAGUUUUGUACCUAAGCCACGCUAAAAAGCUUGGUCACAUGCCUCAGUCAAGAAUAUGUGUUUCUCUGACGUCAUAUAAUGUAUAAUAAAAUUAUAUUUGCUACGUGUAAAGGUUUCGUUCGUUCAUUUUUAUGAGCACCAUCCCAGCACCGCGACUAUUAAAGACACUUCUAAGGCUACAUUGUCAUGAUUAUUAUCAUAUAAAAAUAAUUACUAAUAAUAUAUGGCAAAGGAAGUAGUAUUUUAAAACAUGGUGUAAAACACUCGCACAUAAUUGUCAAAUAAAGAUAUUUACAUUGAAAGCGCCUGGAAUGCGAAAUGAUUUUUGGUUAAAAUAAAUAGCAAAUAAGUUGUCACUGCCCAAGAAAAAGUGCGCCCGCGUUGUCGUACACAAGUGAGAUGAUUUAAACAUAAAUCAACGAACGAUUCUAAAAACUAACUUAAGUACCGAAAAUUCCACUUGCAGGUAUUUUGACUAGAAACCACCGAUGCGUUAUAAAUAGCAGUAAAACAUUUUACUCUGAAAAAGCGUUCACGCUUUAUACGAGUUGUUGAUAACUCAUGCAAGCUCUAAGCAAAACAACACUUGAAACUGAAC